AUGAAAACCUCCAUCUUCUCCGCCCUUCUCGCUCUCGCCGGUCUGGCCUCGGCAGACCCGGUCAUUUCCAAGUGCAAUGCUGACAACUGCGCCAACGCCGUCAACAAACAAGGCAAGUUGUCAGAGGCUAGUGCCUUUUGCAGCGACAUCUUGCGCACGACCACAACCGUCUCGAGCACUUUGACUGUCUACGAAACGGCCACCAAGAUCACGACCUUGCCCGACGUGACUUCAACUGUCCAAGCCACAGUCACCGAGACCUCGUACACCACUGAUACUACGGAUCUUUACGAGAGCACCAGAGUGACUGUUACUGGUACUACCACUGAGCAUGCCACUUCCACCAUCACUACCACCUUCACUGCAUCCACCACUGCGUCGACACUUCUGCCGACCAUCGAGAAGGAGCACACGGUGACUACGGAGACGGCCGUCGAGACUACGACUGUGGUCGAGAACAAAGAUGUCACGGAAACAGUGUACAUCACCGACUGGGCCCCGACUCACACCUCUACCAUUGAGGCCAUCAGCACCGAGGAGGCUACCUCGACCUCCACCUUGGUCACCGUGGUGAUGCGCCGCCAGGCCCCCAAGACCUUCAGUGACAAUGUCGUCGCCAAGUGCACUGGGACUUCCCGGAUGGCCAGCGCCUGUUCCUGCAUCAUGACCGCCCCGGUCUCCACCAGCACCAGCUACGUCGCCACCGUCACUGUCACCCCGAUUAUCACCACCAAGACCGAGCCGGCGACCACCACCAUCACCUCCACCACCACCGUCAGCACGGCCUCGACCCUCAGCGUCGUUUCCACCACCCGGGUCCUCACCUCCACCGACGUCCACUCGUCCACUUACAUCUACUCCACGACCGACUACACCACCUACGUGGCCACCGACUUCGUCACCAGCACCCAGACCCACUACCACACCGACACCGUCACCGAGACCAGCACGGCCAGCGCGACGACGACCGAGUUCUCCACCUCCAUCAACACCCGCACCGUCGACACCACCACCAUCACCUCGCCGACCACCACCUACGAGGCCACCACCACCACCUUCGUCUCCACCACCACCGUGACCGUGCCAGCCGCCUCGCCCACCGUUCUCGAGGUCUUCUGCGGCAAGCAGGCCAGGGGUAACCCGUCGCCCACCCUCGCCGACUCCAAGCUCGACACCAUCGAGGAUGGCGUCUACACUACCUUUGAGUGCCACGCUCGCUGCGCCGCCAUAGACGCCUGCAAGGGUGCCUCCCACGACGCCAAUACCAAGAAGUGCAUCCUGUACACGGUCGCCCUGACCAACGAGAACUUCAAGUUCGACAAUGGCAAGACCCACUGGGGCUGGAGCAAGAUCUGCCCCCAGCUGAUCAACGGUGAUGUCCAGGAUGAGUGUACCCGCUAA
Pyricularia grisea is the source of this 1401-nucleotide messenger RNA. RefSeq lists its product as uncharacterized. NCBI's taxonomy places the organism in Eukaryota, Fungi, Ascomycota, Sordariomycetes, Magnaporthales, Pyriculariaceae. Bases 1 to 1401 code for a protein of 466 amino acids. The transcript has 2 exons. The record is from RefSeq and is a predicted model, not a curated record.